Nematostella vectensis (starlet sea anemone) is the source of this 2110-nucleotide messenger RNA. RefSeq lists its product as uncharacterized. Gene Ontology annotation, molecular function: carbohydrate binding. Gene Ontology annotation, cellular component: external side of plasma membrane. The record is from RefSeq and is a predicted model, not a curated record. Gene Ontology annotation, biological process: biological process involved in interspecies interaction between organisms. NCBI's taxonomy places the organism in Eukaryota, Metazoa, Cnidaria, Anthozoa, Actiniaria, Edwardsiidae. The transcript is spliced from 7 exons. The coding region runs from base 1 to 1392 and encodes 463 amino acids.
AUGGCAAAGUUCGCACUUGAGGGUGCGACCUCGGUGCUACUGGCUUGCGGUAUUCUCCUACUUAGCCAUGCUCAAGGCGAUCAGUGCACUGGAAACAAUCUAAGCAUCUCCAUGAAAAGUCGGCUGGAGUGCGGGAUAUUCCAGACAGUGCUGACCAACCGAACCGGAUGCAUACGGACAUGUCUGACAACCCUGAAAUGUUUCUCGCUGAAUUUCUACCAAAGUUUGACAAACGGCUCAGAGAUCUGCGAGUUGGUGGAUGAUGUACGGAAAAAUAAGCUACAUGGAUGCAUGAAAAAGCACCAGGGAGACCACACGGAAAUAGAGGAUUUCAAGCCCUGUCACCCGUCAAGAAAGUGCGAGACGCGCACAAGGAAAGCUCUCGAGGAAAAUUGGUACCAGCUGGGAUCCAAGAAGUUCAAGGCGUUCUCUGAGAAAAAGACCUGGCAUGAAGCAAAUGAAGCCUGUGGUAAUAUAGGCGCCAGCCUCGCUACAGUGGCUAAUGAGUUUGAGAGCCAGCUGAUUGGCGAAGUGUUAUUGCCUCUUAUCAAGGAGAACCCAGUCAUCGAUGUGAAAAAGACGUUUUCGCCAAUUGGUUACUGGAAACUUGAUGGGUCUGACAAUACAACCUCUGGCUUGAGCCUUGCUGGUAAGGUGGCAUACGUCAAAGACGAAGAAACUAAGACAACGGUGCUUCACUUUCCUGGGAUUUCAAGUGAUUACGCCACGACCCCUCGCUACGACUUGAGCGCAGACUUCACGAUCGCCAUGUGGGUGAAAGUUUUCAAGAUUGAGAGCAUGUUCCUGUACUCGUACUGGGCGUCAAGCUUAAGCUUGUUUCGUUUUGUAUUGACACCUGACGGGAAAAUUGAAUUCCAAUCAAAUGGACUUAUCAUCACCACAAGCAGAAAAAUCAUUCCAGAGAAGUGGUACUUUAUAGCGGUAAAUUGGAAAAGCCAAAAUAGAGACUCAAGAAUCUAUUUGGACGGAUUGAAAGCUGCUCACGUUUCAGGCGUUUUUAACGGAGAAAUGGCACCAUCAACUGGCCUUACAAAUUACUACAUCGGGUUAAAGCUAGAUAGCAAUGGACCAAUUCACGCACGAAUUGCACAUCUGAUGGUGUUUGACCAGAGAUAUUAUGGACCGGACCUAAUUGAGAUUCGAGAUGCCACCAUAUUCGGCAAAGAGGCCUGGCUAGGACUAAACUAUAGGAAUACUGAGCAGGAAUUUAUCUGGCCAAAUUCUGAGCCUGCCACCUACAAAAACUUUGCCCCAGGUUACCCUGACACCCCAGGGUCUAACUGUGUGGUAGCGAGAGACUGGGACAUAGGCAAGUGGGCUGACACAAAAUGCUCCUUCAAGCGGCCAUACAUCUGCACAAAGCCAGCAUGAACUUAUUGGCUAACACUUGGAAUCACGUAGACUGCGCGAAAACUGCGUGAUGAUUGCGUGACAGUUGCUCGACAACUUCGUGACAGUUGCGUGACAUAGUUUGAUGCAUGCUUCAAUUAUACGAAUAAGUUGGGGGUUGUUACUAAUGCUCGCCUUAUAUUAUAAUUAUUUUUUGGGGCCCGAAUGCUCGCCAUCGAAAACGGUGUGGCGGUUGUCUUUUUUCAUUAAAACGCUCUAAGAAGAAAAGAAAUGACAAAUUUCCGCUUACCUAGUUACGUUUGGCGCCCAGAGGAUACCCUCUUUUUAUCCGUGUAUAAUCCUACUCGAGCUUUUUUCGUUAAUGCUUUGUGGUUUCUCGCCGAGAAAAAAAGUCCAUUGCGGGGGCGCAAGGGGGACACGAGAGCCGCAAAACCGCACAGAAACCGCAAAACCGCACAGAAAAUCAAGAAAAAGAUCCGCAAAACCACAUCAGAGUGUUUGACUUGACGCAAUAUUGGGAUUCUUAUUAUUCUUAAAUUGGAACGGUUUUAAUGCCGUUAUGUACUUAUAAGAGACUGUUAAAGUACUUGCAUAAUUAUUUAAUCAGUAUUUGCAUGUCCUAUCCGCGAAGUCUCUUAUAGCAUGACAAGAGACACUUUUGUUUUUGUCUACUAGUCAGAGUAGAUUUGUAAUGAGGGUCGUUUAAAAUAAAUAUUUGUUGUUGCUGUCUCCAACAAAA